Anopheles bellator is the source of this 1452-nucleotide messenger RNA. Its product is annotated as homeobox protein Meis3-like. The transcript has 8 exons. Gene Ontology annotation, molecular function: DNA-binding transcription factor activity, RNA polymerase II-specific; RNA polymerase II cis-regulatory region sequence-specific DNA binding. Lineage: Eukaryota; Metazoa; Arthropoda; Insecta; Diptera; Culicidae. The record is from RefSeq and is a predicted model, not a curated record. Gene Ontology annotation, biological process: regulation of transcription by RNA polymerase II. Bases 1 to 1434 code for a protein of 477 amino acids.
AUGCAGGAGAGCAGCGUAACGGCCCUGCCCGUGUCGGGCGUAACGGCGUCCGGGUUGGGCACGACAGGCAACGUCACGACCCUCAACCUAACGACCAACACGACCGGCAGCCCCAACGGCACCGCGAUCCCGACCGGAGCGGGUGGCACGGCCCCGGGUGGUGUGGUAGCCCCGAACAGUGUCACCACCAACAGCAGCAGCAACAGCAGCAGCGCCGGCAGCGCAGGAAGCGGCGCCACGAUCUCAACACCACAUGGCCUCAGCGACAUCGACCAGGCGCAGUUCGAGGCCGACAAACGGGCGGUCUACAAACACCCGCUGUUUUCGCUAUUGGCCUUGCUGCUGGAAAAGUGCGAACAGGCGACCCAAGGCUACAUUCCCUCCGCGUCUUCCGCCUCGAGUCCAAAUGGGUCCUCCAACAAUGGUGCCAGCGAUGGCGAUAGCUUUUCCCGAGACAUUCAGGCCUUUGUACAGUUGCUGGAGAAGGAGAAGCGCCCGCUGCUGACGAACAACAGCGAGCUGGACGGGCUGAUGAUCAAGGCGCUCCAAGUGCUGCGAAUACACCUGCUCGAGCUGGAGAAGGUGCAGGAACUGUGCCGAGACUUUUGCACCCGCUACAUCGCCUGCCUGCGGAGCAAGAUGCAGUCGGAGAACCUGCUCCGCUCGGACUACGCGCUCGAGCACAACAACAACCUGUCAAACUCGAACAGCCCCAUCAACAGCCCGGAGCAGGACCUUUCGGGGAGUGCGCAGGGAUACUAUCCGGGGGGCGACUACCUGCAGGGUAGUGACACGAGCGACUACAGCAAUAUGCAAGCAAAGGGAGGCUUGCUGGGUGGCCACCAGCAACAGCAACAGCAGCAGCAACAUCACCCUCAGCAACAGCCGCAGGCCGUGGCCCUGCUGCAGCAGCACGCGUAUCACCACCACCAAAUGGCAGCAGCCCCACCUGAGGUCGCCCUCGGACUGGAUCAGUCGCCGGUUGCUGCGGUGCCGGAAAUUGGAGCCAAAGACGUCGGUGGUACGCUGCUCGGGGGCCCACCGAUGGCUCCCCACUCUGGGCUGGUGGGCCUGGGCGGGUCCCCGGCGAUGGCACUGCCCUCGCCUUCGCCCCUGCUCGACAUCUACGCCGGCCAGCUAUCGCCGUGCGGUAGCUCCGACGAGCUCGACUCCGAGCUGGACUCGCCGGGCGGGGACGACUCCUCGUCCGGCAAGUGCCACAAACGGGGCAUCCUGCCGAAGCAGGCCACCAGUGUCAUGCGGGCCUGGUUGUUUCAGCACCUAGUCCAUCCCUAUCCUACUGAGGAAGAGAAGCGUGUGAUCGCAGCACAAACCAAUCUCACCCUGUUGCAAGUCAACAAUUGGUUCAUCAACGCCCGACGCCGUAUACUGCUGCCGAUGCUGGAGAACACUUCCGAUAACUCGGGCGACUAAAGUCCCGCACCGUACAAC